Sphaeramia orbicularis (orbiculate cardinalfish) is the source of this 2316-nucleotide messenger RNA. RefSeq names its product ash2 like, histone lysine methyltransferase complex subunit (gene ash2l). Gene Ontology annotation, cellular component: Set1C/COMPASS complex. The coding region runs from base 11 to 1792 and encodes 593 amino acids. NCBI's taxonomy places the organism in Eukaryota, Metazoa, Chordata, Actinopteri, Kurtiformes, Apogonidae. The record is from RefSeq and is a predicted model, not a curated record. Gene Ontology annotation, molecular function: transcription cis-regulatory region binding; protein binding. The transcript has 17 exons.
GAUUUAAAACAUGGCGACUGAAGGAGAGGCGGGCAGCGCAGCUGCAACUGAACCGGAGACCGGAGAAGGUGAUGCUGCAUUUGGGGACAUACCCACUAACGUAGACACAGAGUCUUCAAACGGAAAAGAGGGACCGGACACAGCUGGUGAAGGAUCUGAGGCAGCAGAUGCUAUGACAGGAUCUGGGGAUGAAGAGAGUGGGAGGCAGCUGGGGGAGGUGGAGCUGCAGUGUGCCUUGUGUAUGAAAUGGUUCACUGCAGAUACAUUUGGUAUUGACACAGCCACGUGUCUUCCCUUUAUGACCAACUAUGUAUUUCACUGCAACGUCUGCCAUCACAGUGGCAACACUUACUUUUUGAGGAAACAAGCAAAUCUGAAGGAAAUGUGUCUCACGGCCUUGGCGAAUCUGACAUGGAGAUCCCGAACACAAGAGGAGCACCCAAAGACCAUGUUCUCCAAAGACAAGGAUAUCAUACCAUUCAUUGAUAAAUACUGGGAGUGCAUGACAACUCGUCAGAGACCGGGAAAGCUCACCUGGCCCAACAACAUAGUGAAGACAAUGAGUAAAGAGCGAGAUGUUUUCCUUGUGAAGGAACAUCCCGACCCUGGCAGCAAAGACCCAGAAGAGGAAUAUCCCAAAUUUGGCCUGUUAGACCAGGAUCUGGGAAACAUUGGCCCUUCAUAUGACACACAGAAACAGACCACUGCAGCUCCCACUUCUGGAGGACUCAAUGGUGGAUCUUCUUUCUCAGGUGCUUUGGCUCCGGGCCCAGGAAAGGGACGAGGGGCCAAACGUAAACAGCAGCAGCAACAAGAGGGCGCCGCUGCAGGAGCAACGAAGAAAACCAGAAGUGACCCCCUGUUCUCAGCCCAACGCCUGCCUCCUCACGGUUACCCACUGGAACAUCCCUUUAACAAGGAUGGGUACCGCUACAUUCUGGCAGAACCAGACCCCCAUGCUCCAGAUCCAGAGAAACUGGAGCUGGACUGCUGGGCCGGCAAACCCAUACCCGGUGAUCUUUACAGGGCCUGUUUGUAUGAGAGAGUCCUGCUGGCUUUACAUGACAGAGCACCUCAGUUGAAGAUCUCUGAUGACCGUCUGACAGUGACCGGGGAGAAGGGCUACUCCAUGGUGCGAGCAUCCCAUGGUGUCCGCAAAGGUUCCUGGUUCUUUGAGGUUUCCAUUGAUGACAUGCCUCCAGAGACUGCAGCCCGGCUCGGCUGGUCUCAACCACUCGGUAACCUGCAGGCGCCUCUUGGUUAUGAUAAGUUCAGCUACUCAUGGCGCAGCAAGAAGGGCACCCGCUUCCACCAGUCAUUAGGAAAGCACUAUUCCUCAGGCUACGGCCAAGGAGAUACACUGGGCUUCUUCAUAGAGCUCCCAGAUGAAACCGAAACCGCCAAAGCUCUGCCUGAUACAUACAAGGACAAGGCACUAAUUAAAUUCAAGAGUUACUUGUACUUUGAAGAAAAAGACUAUGUGGACAAAGCAGAGAAAAGCCUCAAGACAAUGACCCCAAGCAGGAUGGUGUUUUAUAAAAAUGGAGUGAGCCAAGGAGUUGCCUUUGAAAACCUGUUUGAAGGCAUUUACUUUCCAGCCAUCUCACUUUACAAGAGCUGCACGGUGUCAGUAAAUUUUGGGCCACAAUUCAAGCACCCACCUAAAGAUGUCAAGUACCAGCCGAUGAGCGACAUGGGCUGGGGAGCUGUGAUUGAACACACUCUGGCUGACAUGUUGUACCAUGUGGAGACGGAUGUGGACGGCCGGCGCAGCCCUCCAUGGGAAGGAUGAACACGUGAACAUGCUGAAGGAUGAACACGUGAACCUGUUGGACUCAGUACGCACACCCCUCUGUUAAAACAAUGGGCUACUUUCACACCAGAAAACUUAAGCAUCACCUGCAGAAUAGAGGCUGGUCGAGGCUGACUUGCAAUAUUAAAUUUCAACGAGGAGGAAGCUCUAAACCUUACUGUUCUGUUUUAACUGAACUACUUCAUACUGUCACUUAUUACUGUGCCAGACAUUCCUCACUGAACAUUUGACAAGAAAUCAACAGACUUUUGGUGCUCUCCUUUAAUAUAUGUAUAUUUUGGAGUCGUACAUAGCUGUGAUUCUUCUCACUGGAUGCCAGUUAAACAAACAUUUUGGGUAAUAUGUUCAACCUUCAUCUUCAUUUUAUAGUUGUGGCCAACCAGACUUACUUCAUUUAGCAUAUUUUGUGUUUUUGCUAAUUUUAUUUGUUUCACAGUGUGUGUUAGUUAUUAACUGUUUUAUACGCUGAGUUAAAUAAAAAAUGCUACAUGGAAAAACUGGAA